AUGAAUAGAAGACUAACAUCAGUUGAGAAAGGGAAAGGCUUGGCUAGUCCAGAGGAGCCUCCAAGAGCACCUAGAGUGAAAGUACCUGAUUUUGACAAGGCAGAACUGGUUCAUAACCACAAGCUUAUGCUGGUCGGGAGAAUCACCAACCCUAAGAUCCAGAAAAUGUGGGCUCUCCUCCCAUUCUUAUCUGACCACUGGAAAGUCAGCACCUGA
This is a messenger RNA of Arabis nemorensis, 216 nucleotides long. The record is from the annotation of a GenBank genome assembly. NCBI's taxonomy places the organism in Eukaryota, Viridiplantae, Streptophyta, Magnoliopsida, Brassicales, Brassicaceae.